CGAUUGAAUCCGAAGAUACAUAGAAAAAUGGAUGCAAUUAGUUACCUAAUUGUUCUUUUGCAUAUAGAAUUGAUUCUUUUAUGCGAGGAUGUAGGUUUAUCCAAAAAUUCACUAUUGAUCUAUUUUUUUUUUCUU
Closterium sp. NIES-67 is the source of this 135-nucleotide messenger RNA. NCBI's taxonomy places the organism in Eukaryota, Viridiplantae, Streptophyta, Zygnematophyceae, Desmidiales, Closteriaceae. The record is from the annotation of a GenBank genome assembly.